AUAGUAUCACUUCGCUAGUUUAGUAAUGCUGUGACGUAAAACAAAUAUGUAAUAGUAGUAGAGAACAUUUAACUGUGGCAAUUAUCUUUAUUCGUCUCAUGUAACAGAAGCACACAAUACUGAAUAAAUGAACAAAGCGAAGUAGUCAAAACGAGGCGAUUACUUAGACAUAAAUUAACUUUUUGACAUUAUUUCAAAGUGAAAAAUAAAAUUUUAAAAAUGUUUUACAAACGGGAACUUCUGAUUAACGACUCGCACGGACUAAAUUUUAUAUAAAGAUAGUAUUCCACUACACCUAGUAUUGAGAAUGCUUUUCUUUUUAAUUUAAUUACUAUUGAGAUCAGCACGACCCCAAAAUGGGAAAAUGCCGAACAGAUUCGAAACGGAUUCUACAUGUUUAAAAACCUUGUGUGAAGGUAAUAAUCACCAAGAAAACACUAAAUAUGAAGAAAAUGUUUUGAGUAUUUGCUCUGACAUGUUCAAUUUGAAGAUUUCCUCUUCUGAAGAUGAAAAUGUCUCAGUCUCAGAUAAAUGUGAUGUGUGUGUUGUGGUAUUUACGAGUCCAGUUAAUGCUAAGCAACAUUUUGAAGGUAAGAAACACAAGAAAAAAGUUGAAAGUCAAUCUGAAGCAAUCUUUCCAAACAGGACACCUGAAAAUCCUUUCGCUGACUGUCAAACACCGGUAAACUUACCUGUAAAUAACGAAUAUAAAUGUGAUGUAUGUAACGUGGCAUUUACUAGCCAUGUUAUUGCUAAGCAACAUUUUGAAGGUAAGAGACAUCAGAAAAAUGUUAAAAGCCAACCUAUAGCAGUCGUUUCAAACAGUCUACCUGAUAAUUAUUCCCAAGGUUUUCACACCCAGGAAAAUAUGCCUGUAAUAAAUCAAGACAAAUGCGAGUUGUGUGAUGUCAAAUUUACAAGUGCCACUCAAACUGCCGAUCAUUUGAAAGGUAAAAUUCACAUGAAAAAUUUUAAUACAGUGUCUGCUCUUAGAAAGAAUAUUAAAUUAGAGUGUGAUAUAUGUGGUGUUGUAUUUGCUGGAAUAGUUGAUGCUGAUGCACACUUUACUGGUCGGAAACAUCUAAGAGCUACUGAAAACAGAACUAUCUUACCGAGAUUAAUUGCUGAGUUAGCUUCUCCUCAGAAACUUCCCUCUGUUGCAGCUGAAAAUCACCAAGUUGGAGAUAAGUGCGAGAUAUGUGAUGUAGUGUUUACUAGUAGAAUUAUUGCUAAGCAACAUUUUGAAGGUAAGAAACACAAGAAAAAAGUUUUAAAUGAAUCAGUCAAUUCAAAAGCUACACUUGAAACUUCUGGUGUUUUCACUCCAACAGAUAUAUCUUCAAAAAAUCAACAUAAAUGUGAUGCAUGUAAUGUAGUUUUAGCAAGUGCUGCUAAUGCUACCAAUCAUUUGAAAUGCGAAAAUCAUUUGGAAACUAUCUCUAAUGAUUUCGUUCGUCAUUCUACUGGCAAAGAAUUCAAUAUUAACGACAAUUACAACAAAAGCUAUUCAAAGAAUAUUUAAGAAAGAAAUACAAGAUAUUGUUAAUCAUAUAUGUGAAAUGUUUAGGAAAUAAUAUCAGUUGAUGCAUAAAUGUUGAUAAAACACAGAUGUAUUGAUACAUGAAAAUGUUGACAAAGUAUAGAUAUUGAUACUUAAAAUGUUGACAAAAUAGUUCUUACAUUAUGUUGACAAACAGAUAUUAAUAUGCAGAAUUUCGAUAAAAUAACAUUAGUGAUGUUGAUUGAAAUUAUGAUAUUGGCCCACAAAUUUGGGAUAUUGAUACAAAGUGCUGACAAAAUAGUGAUGAUGACAUAUUGGUCAAUAGAGAUAUUGACCCAUGGUAUGUGGGCAAAUAGUAUUAAAGGUAGUUCUGAUUCAUGGAAUGUGGGAAAACAGUGAUAUUAACAUGAAAUAUUCUCAGAAUAAUAAUAUUGAAAAGAUUAUUAUUGCAUUCUGUUGGUUUAUUAAUGCUGGAUGUACUGGUUCCAAUAUGGAGUUUCAUCAUUGUCUCAGUCCUUUGUUGUUUAACACAUAGAAGAAUGGAUUAAACCACUGAUAUUUGUUCUUGUUGCAUAUUUUGUGAUGUUGCUUUGUUGCUGGAUGCCUCUUCUUAUCACCAAGCUUUUGAAAUAAAAAUAUUUCAUAAAACUCA
Octopus bimaculoides (California two-spot octopus) is the source of this 2153-nucleotide messenger RNA. Its product is annotated as zinc finger protein 346. NCBI's taxonomy places the organism in Eukaryota, Metazoa, Mollusca, Cephalopoda, Octopoda, Octopodidae. Gene Ontology annotation, cellular component: nucleus. Gene Ontology annotation, molecular function: zinc ion binding; nucleic acid binding. The record is from RefSeq and is a predicted model, not a curated record.